Messenger RNA from Alnus glutinosa, 1972 nucleotides. RefSeq lists its product as uncharacterized. The record is from RefSeq and is a predicted model, not a curated record. The coding region runs from base 557 to 1669 and encodes 370 amino acids. The transcript is spliced from 9 exons. NCBI's taxonomy places the organism in Eukaryota, Viridiplantae, Streptophyta, Magnoliopsida, Fagales, Betulaceae.
UUUUUUGUUGGUUCAUUCCCUCUGUUUCUCUCUCUCUCUCUCUCUCUCUCUCUCUCUCUCUCGCUUCUAGCAAUAUCACAGCAACGCUAGCAACGAUUUCAAUUGACUCAGAAGGAAUUCCCCUCGUUCUACUUUCUAAACUUUGUUGUGGUGUAAUUUAUAUCAUUCCACUCCUCAAAUAUCACUAUAAACCUUUCUGCAUUUCAGCGUCAAUGGAGGAUUUUGGUAAACAGUCCUUGAACUCACUGUUACAGUCCAUCCUUUGAGUUCCGAAUUCCUGUUUCAUAAAGUCUUGAAAUUUAUGUUAAGCCGGAGCUUGGUCCAUACUUGAUAUUCGUUGAAUAUUCAGCUGGGUCGCUAAAUUCGUCGAAAUAAAGUGUUUUCUUCACUGUGGUUGGAGAUUUAAGAAGUGGGUCGGAGUUGAAAACUACCUCAAUUUGUCAGAGAAUUAGAUUUACAUGCCCACACCUUGUCCUCAGUGACUUGGACAGCCUUUGCUUCAGUCGGGAAUACCUCAGCUAUUUGAAGAGAUGUGGUCAGCCUGCAUUCAGCUAGAAUGAAGACUAUGCAGAGCACACAAGAAAGACAAUCCUCGACUCAGGUUUCACAUGAGUCCCAAGAUGACCAACCAAACAAUCACACAACUGAGGCUCCUGUAACAGAUUCAGCUUCAGUAUCUACUUCAAGCAAUGAUGGCAAAAAAGUUUCACGCGAAGAUAUUGAACUUGUCCAGAAUCUAAUAGAGCGGUGUCUACAGUUGUAUAUGAAUAGAGAUGAGGUGGUUAAAACCCUCUUGACUCGUGCAAGGAUAGAUCCUGGAUUCACAACUCUUGUAUGGCAGAAGUUGGAAGAAGAAAAUGCUGAUUUUUUCAGGGCCUAUUAUAUAAGGCUAAAGUUGAAGAAACAAAUCAUACAAUUCAAUAAUCUGCUUCAGCAUCAGUAUCAUCUGACGAAGUAUCCAGGAGCUCCAAAGGUUCCUUUGGCCCCUAUACAGAAUGGGAUUCAUCCCAUGCCUGUUAACAGCUUACCUAUGGGAUACCCUGUGCUACAGCAACCUCCAAUUCCGGCAGCAGGUCAACACCAUCUUGAUCCGAUGGGCUGUGGAAUAUCAAGCUGUCAUGUGGUUAAUGGAGUCCCUGCACCAAGCAAUUUUCAUCCCAUUCGGAUGAACUCUGGGAACAAUAUGGUGAUGGAGAGCAGUGCUGCUGAUGUGGCUCCUAUUAUUCCGCCAAACGGCACCAUGUCAUCCAUGUCAGAGAUGCCUGUGAGUCCUACAUCAGUGGCAUCCAGUGGCCAUUUCCCCUUCACUGCAUCAGAAAUAUCAGGGAUGGGAGUAGACACAUCAGCACUUGAUACAGCAUUUACAUCAGAUGUGGCGAGUUCAGUAGGAUUGCAACUAGCACCAGGUGGUGGGGCAGGAAAUUCCAGGGAUUCUUUUAGAUCACUGGAUCAGAUCCAGUGGAAUUUCAGUUUAUCAGAUCUAACAGCAGAUUUAUCGAACUUAGGAGAUUUAGGAGACUUGGGUAAUUAUCCUGGCUCUCCCUUCUUGCCAUCGGACUCAGAAAUUUUGCUUGAUUCUCCUGAGCAAGAGGAUAUAGUGGAGGAGUUCUUUGUUGAUUCCGUCCCUGGACCAUGUUCUCAAUCAGAUGAGGAGAAACCCCAAAGGUGAGAGCAUCCUGUUUCACUAUAGACUUGUUAGGAUAGGAUAAAGUUUGGAUUAAUAAAUAAGAAUUUGACAUUCAUUUACUUUCCAUUCUGGGGUUUUGUUAUUAACAAAUUUGAACAUUUGAGCAUUGUAGUUAGCUAGAUUGCGUGCAAGUGAGAAAGUAGUCAUGCCAAUACAAGUUAUGACUUUCUUGUAAUAACCUUUUUUCAGAAAGCUUUAUCAUCUAGAAAACCAUAUUUAUCUGUAAUCUUGUAUUUGGCUACAUUGAUGGGACAUUGCUAUUUUAAGCUACAAGUUAUGCUACCA